UAUAGAUAUUCACCAAAAUUUAAAAAUGCUUGUUGAACUGCCACAGGCAGAGAAGUGUUGUUGGGCCGUGAGUCUAAGAAUUGGUGUUGCUAUUAUCAUAGGGAUCCGAAUUAUUUUGUUGCUGCUAGUAAUUAUAAUGCAAAUUAAUUUGAUUUCCUUGACUGACAAAAGAAGUACAAAAGAACCUCUUCCACAGCUUCUGCCAGAGGAAUGGAGGUGGUGUUACGACUUAAAACACAAUAGGUCAUCAGAAAUGGUGUUGAUGACGGUGACCAUGGUGUUGAUGAUAUUGUGGCUUAUAUUAAUGAUACCAGCUGUCUUAUGGGAAUUCUCGAUGAUGAUUCUUCUGGGAGCACUUUUGGAAGUUUUUAUCUGGGCUUGGUUCUUUUUCAUCUCUUCAUACCAGCUUUCUUUGGCUAUACUCGGGAUAUACACAGGACUUCUAUUCUUAUACUCGGUGGUGUGCCUGUUGUUGGAGUGCUACAUCCUGUGGAUAGUCUGGAGCUACUACGUGGAGGUCAAGGAGCUAAUAUGGCAGGCCGAACACCUCGGCCGGACGAAUACAGAAGACGAUACUGAUAGUGGGUGACUAACGACACAGCCUGCGCCUGCUCAC
Messenger RNA from Homalodisca vitripennis (glassy-winged sharpshooter), 616 nucleotides. RefSeq lists its product as uncharacterized. The coding region runs from base 26 to 589 and encodes 187 amino acids. The transcript has 7 exons. The record is from RefSeq and is a predicted model, not a curated record. Lineage: Eukaryota; Metazoa; Arthropoda; Insecta; Hemiptera; Cicadellidae.